Messenger RNA from Synchiropus splendidus (mandarinfish), 3770 nucleotides. RefSeq names its product EF-hand domain family, member B (gene efhb). The record is from RefSeq and is a predicted model, not a curated record. Gene Ontology annotation, molecular function: calcium ion binding. The coding region runs from base 1056 to 2750 and encodes 564 amino acids. Lineage: Eukaryota; Metazoa; Chordata; Actinopteri; Syngnathiformes; Callionymidae. The transcript is spliced from 13 exons.
AAAAGUGACGUUUUCGCGAGCGUAUGAUGAUGCAGGUUUGGGUGUGUACAGCUACUGACAGCUAAGUAGAGUUAGCUGUCUGCCGAGUCCUGCUAAGCGGCGGGUGAGCUGGAAACUCUUUAGUAAGGUUAUUCUCCUAUGUUCUAGUGGACAUGGAUGCACAGUGAGCCGAGGCCAGCAUCUCCCGGUGCUAACUGCUGAGACAGAAGGCAGACGAAUCCGUUUUUACCAGCGGUGGCUUCGGGAGGAGUCCUGCGGUUAGCUGUUAGCUCCCCGGGUUAGCCACUCACUUACCCCAAAUAUGACGGGAGUUAACGAAACUACGUCUCCGGAAUAAUGUGUCCAGGAUAACACAGUCUCUCUGGCGGCGUGUGGCAACCCAGUCAGCCACACAGACGUUAUAGUUCAACUGGAUCCGCGAUGUCCCUCUUCACUACUCUCAACUUCCCUUUCGCAUCGUACGAAGGAUGAUGACAGAUCGGAUGACUGGACUUGACAAUUCGCCUCGGGGCCAAUCAUCAGCGCCGAUAUAUAUCUGUCAUUAAAUGUCUUUCCAAAUCGUUUUUCUAAUAGUUCAUCGCAAAUGGUAUUAGUGUUUUUGUCUGGAUGAAUGAUGGGAAAUUAUUGUACAGUCCCCUUGGUUCGCCGGAGAUUGUCGCUAAAACAGUAACUGAAUGGAACAAAAUGGAAAAAAAAAGUUAUUGCUGGCGUAUAAUACGUUUGUAGCAGCGAUUUAACAUUCAACUUCAUGAAUCUGUAAUUUCAUAUUUAAAAAAAAAAAGGAAAACAUGUAAGAGACAUACAUGAGCGUCGGGCAACAACCCAAACCCUGUAAAAUCACAACAGAUAAAAACACAAAACGACUUGUAAUUGCUCAGGAAAAAAAAAAAAAAAUCGGAAGCAAAUGUUUAGUUUGGACCGGGUCCGUGAAUGCAGCAGUCCCGUUGCUCGGCAACCACACAGCAAACUGCCCCGGCUUCAGAUUGCUAACGCCUGUUAGCUUAGACUGAAAACACCUUAAUGUACAACAAAAGAAAAGGACAAGUUGAGGAACCAUGGCUGACGAAUAUAGACCGGACCAAGUAAACCGCACGCACACUUUUCCAACUCUACCGCGGGCUGGCAAGCUGAAACCUGCUGGUGACAGAGCGAAGGACUGCUUGCAGGACAUGUCAGGGCCUCCUACCCCACCUGAGGUUCAAAAAUUCCACCAUCACCAACAGCCCGGUGUGCGGACGAGACACCCUGGAAAAGCAAAUGACCCAGAUGUUGCUGGCUCACUUGUUCACGGCAUCAGAACCAAAAGUUCUGACAGUACCUGUACGAUCCUGAACCUUCCGCGGAGAACCGUCUUCCAGGAGAGGCUUCAGGAGCUCAGAGAAUCCGGCUACGCCUCCAGACGCAGGGCGCCGCUGGGGCGGUCAUAUGACCAGAGGACAGGACUUCCUCCCUGGUACAACAGCAACAUCACAUUUGGCAUAAAAAGUGCAAAAGAUGUGACUGUUGGUGACAUCAUCUAUUCAUCAAAGCCAUCAGAGCCGAUGGAGAGAGACACUCACAUGGGGAGCAAUAAAGACCCGCUCACCGGUGAGUGGCCUGACAGGCAGUUCCAGGUCAGCGCAGACAGCAGGUUUGGGAUUAUCACGCCUCACUCCAAUGAUGGGCACGACCUCUGCAGAACUCUGCGAUGGUACGACGAGCCACUGAGGUUCCACAACCCAAAGCCGGUUUGGACCAGAUCCAGCGGCUCCAGAGAGAAGCUGAUGCGGCUGUACAACGUGAAGAACACGGAAGGAAAGGGAGCCAACGUUCCAGCAGACUGGACCUUUGGAGUUCGAGGCCAGAGCGACGAGUGCGGGGUCGGAGAUCUGCUCACCUGCGCGCAGCCAAGAGCCCCGCUGCCAGCUCAAGUGGUCGCUCUGCAACACCAGCUGAAGAAGCUCAACCACCAGAAGUUCCCGUCUCUGCUGCAGGCCUUCAGGCAUUACGACAAGAAAGGCGAGGGAGUGAUCGGCAAAGAGCAACUGCAGGAAGUGUGUGGCGAGUUCCAGCUGGACGUGAGUGAUUCAGUCCUGGAUGAGCUCAUGAGCCACUGCCACAGCGAGAAUGACGGCGGUAUCAACUUCCUGGAGUUUGCCAACUUCCUCAACUGGAAGGACAACAUGCCCCUCAACCGACGAGAGCAGAGGAUCCUAACAAGCGAGCGGCCAACCUGUUCAGCUCCAGUGAGCAUGGAGAGGAAGACGUCGACGCCUCCAGCUUCUAAAGCUUUAAUUCAGCCAGAAGACUUGGAGCCAGUGGCGCCAGGCAGCUCCCUGAAGACCGUUCGCACCCUGAGGCGGCUCCGGACCUCACCACAACACUUCACAACCUCCUCCUCCAUCUUUGGCAGUGGCAACAGAGAGUCACCUGGCGAGCCAGGCAGCCGCACGUUCGGCGUCCCGACUGUACGAUCUGAUCUUCCGGCUCCUCGUAUAAAGAGGGUGAGCGACUCCACCAACUACGGCGACACGUCCACUGCCGCCGACCUCCUGCACCCUCCGCUUCAUUCCAUCCAAGGAGUUCAUGAGCGGCACUUCUUCUCUCCACUCACCAAGGCAGAGGUGACUGAGAUCUUCAGGAACGUCGGGGUGAGCGUUUCCGAGGAGACGUUGGCGGAGGCCUGGAAGCUGGCGGCCAUGAGAGAUCCCGCCGGGGAAGUUUGUGUUGAGGCCUUCCGCAGUGUUCUGAAGGAGAUGGGAGCAAUGUAGCGCGACCCCAGCCACCGUGACCCAGCUGGAUCUGGAGCACCUCCUCUACCUUCCACCUAUUUUCCCACGUAUCAAACACCGACACGAUACAUAGAGGACUCCUCAUGUCCACGUUUAAUUCCUCUUUUGUUUGAGACGACACAUCUUCAUUUGCUUUGAGGCGUGAGCUGUGUCAAUUAGCAGUCUUCACAAACGGCGGCUGUCAGAGCAUUAGACGUAAUUGUGCGCGCAUUCGCCAGCUAAUUCUAUUAAUUAACCUUCAAAAAGAGUCUGACGGAGUCGACCACUGACUUAUCAUGCUGACGCCGAGGCUCAAACAGGGAUGGUUGGCGCUAACCAGAUUAAUGAAACGGUUUGGCGCCCCGCCACGUCGCCGCGUCGCCCAACAGUAAUAGAACUCAUAAAAGAUGUCGAUAGAGACGACUUGGUUUUGUUUGUCGGCUAAUUUCCGUCCGGGGCGGCGAUGCAGAGGCGUGUGUAAUGUGCCACCAGCGCGCUGACACGUGCUAAGCUAACUGCUCUCAUUUAAUCUCAUUAACGCUCCGCUGGAACCGAAAAGGGAAAAACCCACGCAAACUUCCGCAGACCUCGAAUCAGCGGCGGGAAAAUUAGACUAAUCCUCCGUGCGUUUCAUUAUGCAUGAAUUAGAGGCCGCUAAUGAUGGAAGCCUCUGUUGUUCCUCCGAUUUGUUGUCGACAUUAAUAAUGCGGCAGCCGGAUUCAGCUCGACAACACACGGUCUUCAGCGCGGCCGCCGACGGCUCAGGCGGCUGACGCGGUUCUGGCAGUGACCGCGGGCCUGAAUUAGAACCGUCAGGUGCGGAGUGACAUUUCCACUCGCAGACAUUCAACGUGUCGACCUCAUUCGCUUGUGGCGGGAACAGUGUCGCAGACAAGCGUGUGGCAGGUCUUACGCCCCCUCCUGCUUACUAUGGUAAUGGAUUAUCGUGCUGCCUGUUGCUUAUCUCCAGGACCAGAACACUAAUAUGUCUUCAAUAAAAGUUCAACUUUCUGUGCUGGG